Molecule: messenger RNA, 734 nt
Organism: Neolamprologus brichardi
Lineage: Eukaryota; Metazoa; Chordata; Actinopteri; Cichliformes; Cichlidae
Source: RefSeq, a predicted model, not a curated record
CAAAAUGGUAGUCCCACAGGUUUACUACUGCGCAUUGCACUAGUGCAGGCUGAUGGAUGGAAGUUUGAUUGGAGGUAGAUAUCAGUCACGAGAGGCUGUUCUAGUGUUGUGAUUCGAUAGUUCAGAUUUCGUACUUCCUUUUCAAAGACAAUGCAUCUGAAAGCGCCAAUCGCAUAAGCGAAAGAAGUGUUUGUUUUCACGGGAAAUAACUUUCAGUACCUAAUUAAUUAGUCAGGCUUUACACUGAGGUUCAGUCAUUUACAGUAAAUACCAGCGCCUUAGGACAUUUACAACCAUCCAAGUGUCGGAUCAUCAGCACUAACGAGGAAAUGUCUACAUCUCUCUGCUGUUUCCUGUCUGUGGGGCUCCUCGUGUUUGUCUCUGCAGACCAGAAAACCAUCACAGCUGAGUCUGGACAGAAUGUCACUCUGACAUGUCGAGCUCCAAACAACAGCAAGAUCUUAACUGUAGAGUGGCACCGACCUGACCUGCAGCCAAAAUAUGUUCUUUUAUUUCGGGAUGGAAACAUUGAUCCAGUCAACCAGCAUCCAUCUUUUAAGAACCGGGUGGAUCUGCAGGACAGAAAGAUGAAGGAUGGAGACGUGUCUUUGAUUCUGAACAAUGUGACGAUUAAUGACGCUGGAACAUACGAGUGUCGUGUCUUCCUGGAAGAAACGCGCUCCUUGCAGUCCAUAACAAACAUCACCCUGAGAGUUGUUCAUUCAGGUGAGUGA